Molecule: messenger RNA, 1599 nt
Organism: Cyphellophora attinorum
Lineage: Eukaryota; Fungi; Ascomycota; Eurotiomycetes; Chaetothyriales; Cyphellophoraceae
Exons: 2
Coding region: 1-1599 (532 amino acids)
Biological process (GO): arachidonate metabolic process
Cellular component (GO): membrane
Source: RefSeq, a predicted model, not a curated record
AUGGACGUCUAUGUCCGCAUGACGAGAAAAGUGUUCGAAACGGACAAGACCAUCGCCGGCAUACCGUACAAGCACACGCUGUUCAAGGCGAGUAAGUUGGAAGAGGCGAUUAAGGCGUGUGUGCGGGAGCAUACGGUGUUUGAGGAUGAAGGGAACGAUGGGACGGCAGCGGGUGGAAGGGAGUUCCAAGAUAUAUCGAGUCCGAUCUCGCCUACAAGUGGAGCAAUGAGGAGGUCGAUGAGUGUGCGGAGUGGAAGUACAUAUGCGGUCAACAGUCCGGCGACGAAUAGGACGUCUAUGGUGUCGACUUUAACUCCCGAUGCGGCGUUUUCGAGGAGGGGCAACGAGAAUGCUAGUUUAUAUGAUGGGAGGGAGAAGAGAUGUAAAACAGCCGUCACUGCUGUCUACAAAGGCACGAGCGCCAAGACCGGCUCCGCCAUACUGCUACGAUCCUACGAUUCAAGGAAAGAACCACCGCCAGAAUUUAACUGCACAAUAUGGGAAGCAGGCAGAGCAACCUCCGCAACAGGUCUGGCAUUCAAGCCGAUCAAGAUCGGACAGAGUGUGUUCAUCGACGAAGGUGCCGGCAAAUAUAACCCCAGUCCACAAGUACUAGAAGAGGCUGUCACGAACGAGUGGCCUGGUCGCGAUCUUGGCAUAUUUGUGAGUGUUGGCACAGGCAAGCGACCAUCAGGCACGAAUCAGCAACAACAUGAAUGGUGGGAGGGCUUUGUUGGUGGCACGGUAGGCAGUUUCGCGGAAGCAAGGAGACGGUUGAUAUCCAAGAUCGAAGGGUGCGAAGAUACCCACGUGCAGAUGAUGAAUACAGAGCUGCCGAGACGAGGCAUACCUGCAGACAGCUACUGCAGGCUCAAUGUCGAAGUCGGCGUGGGCGAGUUUGGCAUGAAUGAGUGGGAUAGAUUAUCAGAGAUGACCAUCAGCACGCGGCGGUAUCUCAAGAAGAACGAGACGCAAGGCUUACUUGAGAAUGCUGCUAACAGGAUGGCGAAGAUUGAGCUCACGAAGCGGCGGAUGGAGAGGCAUCAGCGCGCCCCGAGCCAUAACAGUAUCGGUCUAGAGACACCUGGAGGACCAACGCCUGACUACCAGACGCCUGGAGGCUUCAGCGUACCGGAAUCUUAUCCUGGUGCGGUCGAACUGCCAGCGCGUAUGGACUCGGUCGACCUUUAUCCAACUUACAACACUCUCCGGCCAGGCCCAAAUCAGUCACAUUACGGCUCAGACGAGCAUUCGAUGGCAUCAUCAGGUGAAAAAUUCACGGUCAUACCAGAAGGUCCACACUCGCCCAGACUGUCCUCGGAAGUUCCAUAUCGAUCAAGUGACGAGAAAUUCUCAUAUCAACAACCUCCGCCGCCUCAUCAACGGCACCCUAGUCAGGGGUACUAUAACAUAUCAUCGCCUUCAGAGCCACCGCCACGGCCACCGAAAACACCUAUCAAUGACGGGCCACCACCGCAGCAACAGUAUCAGAACAUGCCGAUAAGAUCCAAUUGUGUUUCGAGAUUACCUUACCCAGAUACAGAUGGGCCGCCACCGAUUGUGAAUAAGGCGAGGAAGCCUGAGUACCGGCCGGUCUGA